AUGGGUUACACUUAUGAGGACGAAGAUACUCUUUUAAACAACUAUCUUUCAAAGGAUAAUUAUGUGAUUGAUGCCAUUUCUUCACAAUCUGAUAAUACUUUUUAUCAAUUGAAUCAAGAUACUUCUUAUAUAAGUUUAUGUGUAAAAAACGAUAGUGAAACAAAAUUGAACA
This is a messenger RNA of Entrophospora candida, 172 nucleotides long. The record is from the annotation of a GenBank genome assembly. NCBI's taxonomy places the organism in Eukaryota, Fungi, Glomeromycota, Glomeromycetes, Entrophosporales, Entrophosporaceae.